This is a messenger RNA of Menidia menidia (Atlantic silverside), 2717 nucleotides long. NCBI's taxonomy places the organism in Eukaryota, Metazoa, Chordata, Actinopteri, Atheriniformes, Atherinopsidae. The record is from the annotation of a GenBank genome assembly.
GCACUCCGUGCACCGCUAAGCCCGGUUGCCAUAGAAUCUUGCCCGACAACAGUUUUCAGACUGAGGCAUGCCAUUCUUCUUUCCUGCUGCUAAAACGCGCCGCUCAUUCUGACUCAAACUAUUGUGGAGCGCACAAGUGGCCCUCUGAGGAGAAGGGGAUGGAGACAGAAAGGGUGGGGUCAGGGUUCAAACGAAAGGCUCCCAUCAGGACUCCCUUUCUAUUAUCAAAUUUGUUGCGAGACAAAAAGAGCUACAGUCUCAUUCCUGAGGACAUCUUGAGGGGAGAGAAGAGAGGUUAGAGGACAGCGUUCUUUGUGUCGGAGCCCCAUUUCUUCCACAGAGCUGCAGAUAAACUUGUUGUCUCCUCACUGGUCCACACACAGCUCCCUGCUCCUGCUCUGACUGCCGUCUGCUCUACUUGCAAGCAACAAACUUUUUCCUUUCAGGAGUUCUGGCACAAUAAUGGAGUCCAACACAAUGUAUCUGACACUGCUGUCAAACCAGUCUUCAGCAAUCUGUGCUUCAACAGAGGCAACAAUUGAGAAUCAGCUCUUUGGAUGGUACUACAUUGUGGUUUUUGUUCUGGCGCUGAGUGGCAACGGCAUUGCUCUCUGGAUCUUUUCUCGCCAACGCGGGGUCUCCUCCCCGGCUAAUGUCUUCCUGAUCCAUCUGGCUGUAGCGGAUCUAUCCUACGUGAUAAUCCUCCCGCUCAGAGCCACCUACCACUUCACGGGAGGCCACUGGCCUUUGGGCGAGAUUCCCUGCCGGGCGGUGGGCUUUUUGUUUUACGUCAACAUGUAUGCCAGCCUGUACUUUCUGGCCUGCGUGGCGGCGGAUCGCUACCUGGCCGUGGUUCACGCCGUGCGGUCGCUAAAAGUCCGUCACAGUCGCUAUGCUCACAUCAUCAGCUUCUCCUUGUGGGCCCUGGUCACUGUCUCCAUGGCUCCGCUGCUUGUCACCCAUCAGACCGCGCAGGUGGACAACACAACGGUAUGUCUGCAGCUGUACCGAGAGAAGGCCUCGCGCAAUGCGCUAAUCUCCCUGGCCAUAGCGUUCACGCCACCUUUCCUGGCUACCCUGUCUUGCUACCUCCUCAUCAUCAACAGCCUGCAUCGGGGUUCCAGGCUGGAGCCGGCUCUGAAGCUCAGGGCUCUGCGGACCAUCGGCGUGGUCAUGCUCAUUUACGUGGUCUGCUUCCUGCCUUACCACAUGAGCAGGGUCACUUUCAUCCUGGGCUACAGCCAUCCCGACGUCUCCUGCCAGACACGCAGAGCCCUGAGCAUGGCCAACCGGAUCACCUCUUCCCUCACCUGCCUCAACGGCGCCAUGGACCCGCUGGUCUACCUGUUCGGGGCGGAGAAGUUCCGCGGCACCUUGAGGCGAUUGCUUUGCAAGGAUAAGGCGGGGAUGUCUACGGCCACUAGCGGAGAGUUGAAGGGAACGCAUGAAAGCUCCCUGAGUGCUAAGUCCGAGUUCUGAGGAAAAACGGGUGUCAACACGAUCUGUGUCGUUCCAAAUACUUUUCAGCAGGAUCAAAUCAAAGCCCAGCUCUGGUACCCAUCCCACAGCUAGUUCAAGGAACCCCUUAGGGUCCAAUACAACUUCUAUGCUUUAAAGGGGGUGUCAGGACUUAAAAACGCUAUAUUUAGUGGCUUGUAAAUUGCAUAUUUCUUGAGCGUGACUAAAAGUAAAGUAAGCAUGUUAGCAUACUAUGCAUACUAUGUUACAUGUUAUUCAGCAUGGUUCUAUUCUUGUAGUUUUAUUGUAAUCAUCUUUGAUUUUUUCAUGUGUUGUAGGUGGUUUGAAUGUUGGUGUUAAGCAAUGUAUCUAUGAUAUUAUCAUGUUGGAGAAGCAGGGGUAAAAUCUGAGUUAAUGCUAGUGUUAUCUACAAAGCUCUGUUAAUUCAUCGAAACUGUUACUUUUCUUUUUCUUUUUCUUUUUCAAAUGGACAACCAGAAGCUGAUCAGAAGGGAGUGAAUUUACCUUUUGAACCAAUCAUGGUCUGUAAAAUGCACUGACUUACCAUUUAAAUGAAGAAACAAUUAAUUUUGAAAUGGUACUUAACUGGAGCGCAGGGUGACUCUUUUCAAAUGACCAAAGUCUUAAAAUGUGUUUUUUUUUUUUAAGUGAAGGAAAUUCUACAUAAAUAUUUCCGAUCAAAUAUUGGAAGAUUUAAAUGUAGGAUUGCGCUGAGUUCAUGAAUAAAAAUGUGAAUGUGGUUUUCUGUUUUCUCUUCUGGUACAUGAGUUCUCCCUGGUUAUGUAAUUUUGUAUAUUAGCUCAAGUUUUUUCAACCGCCUAUUGGAAGGUUGAGGAAAAAUUGGGGGGCGGAGUCAAUGUGAUUACCUGGCUUGAAGUAAUUAAUUAAGUAAUUCAAUGUAACAUUGACAUUUGAUGACCACAAAACGAUGUAAAAAUGUACAUACUGAUCAUUUAAUGUAUAUUUCAAUGUGUAAUUCCUUUUUAUAUUUUGCUCCAUAAGCCAAUGAAAUGGAUGCUAAUUUGUUUUUACUGUACACCUUGCUUUUAUUAAAGUUCAAAGUGUGUUUACAACUAUGGGUAGCAUGACCCUUUAUUCCCAACUGAAAUAUCUAUAAUGGAAUAGGGAAAUAGGAACAUCUUAAUAACACUGAACUUUUUUUUGGUUGUUUUUUCCUUUAUUGACAUACCCGGUCAAGUUGAAUAGUUUUCCCAGUACUGGUCAAUAUGAAAAACAGA